Ostrinia nubilalis (European corn borer) is the source of this 821-nucleotide messenger RNA. RefSeq names its product grpE protein homolog, mitochondrial (gene Roe1). The transcript has 6 exons. The record is from RefSeq and is a predicted model, not a curated record. NCBI's taxonomy places the organism in Eukaryota, Metazoa, Arthropoda, Insecta, Lepidoptera, Crambidae. Gene Ontology annotation, cellular component: PAM complex, Tim23 associated import motor. Gene Ontology annotation, biological process: protein folding; protein import into mitochondrial matrix. Bases 55 to 726 code for a protein of 223 amino acids. Gene Ontology annotation, molecular function: adenyl-nucleotide exchange factor activity; protein-folding chaperone binding; protein homodimerization activity.
UCAAAUCAAUUUUUAUCCAAAAAUUUCCAAAAAACAAUCGUAUUUGUGACAAAAAUGGCAUCUUUGAAAGUUUAUUCUUUAGGGAGACUCGCAAGAUACGUUACCGAAUCCACCGUGAAGACGAUGAGAGGCAGUAUUUACAGAACCACAGCCCUCUCGUACAGCACAGAAGAGAAGACAGCAGAGAAUGAUUCCAGCGACAAGCUGCCGGGCACAGUCGAGGAGUGCCACAAGCAGAUCGAAGCCCUCACCGCUGACAUGGCUUCGUUGAAGGACCAAGUCAAAGACCUUGAGGAUAAAUACAAGCGCGCGUUAGCCGACGGAGAGAACGUCCGCCGACGAAUGGUGAAGCAGGUGGAAGACGCCAAAUCCUUCGCGAUACAGAGCUUCUGCAAGGACUUGCUCGAUGUGGCAGACACACUAUCAGCGGCUGCAGAAAGCGUCCCAGAGAGCGCUUCGGACGGCGACGCGGCUCUGCGUUCAUUGCGAGACGGAGUCAAACUCACGCGGGCACAGCUCACACAGGUGUUCGCGAGGCAUGGGUUAGUGGCGGUGUCUCCUCUAAGGGAGAAAUUCGACCCCAACAUACACGAAGCUUUAUUCCAGCAGGAAGUGGAGGGAGCCGAACCCGGCACCGUGGUGGCCGUCAGCAAGGUCGGCUACAAGCUGAACGAGCGCUGCGUGCGCCCCGCGCUCGUCGGCGUCGCUAAAGGACCCUCGUCAUAAUGCACGCCCACAAACUUGCGACUUGUCGCUGCGAUUAGUCGUUGCGAUUAAUCGCAAACUCCGUAGCAAAGAAGGUGCGACUUGUCGCGUACAGC